Podarcis lilfordi (Lilford's wall lizard) is the source of this 309-nucleotide messenger RNA. NCBI's taxonomy places the organism in Eukaryota, Metazoa, Chordata, Lepidosauria, Squamata, Lacertidae. The record is from the annotation of a GenBank genome assembly.
AUGGAAACCUGGCUGGCUGCCACAAGGACUUGGCGGACUGCCAUGGGAAGCGACCUUGGAGACAUCCUGCCCGGCCUCUCUGGCUCUCCUCGGACAGGACCGACGCAGAUGGUCAACAGACCCGCAGACAAAACAACGACGAGUGGAAAAAGCCUGAACUGUGCCUUCUGGCUUGGCCCCCCCUCUGCUACCGGCAGGACAUCCUGCGCCAGCUCGGUCCUCUCUGAGACGGCGUUCCUCCUCGUCACACAAACGCCCAGUCACAUACUGCAGCGUAAGAUCCGCUGGAUUCAUCGAUUCCAAAGUUAG